ACAUGACCUGCCCCACUACCUGUGCUCCCCAGUGACAACAUCUGUUCGCUGCUGACAGGCAUGAUUGCUUCUGGCUGAAUAUUAUGUAGUAUUUUUCGUGUCAUCCCGAUAGUAAUUCUACUGGUAAUCUCUAGAAAAUGGCGCUGAGGAAGGUGAAGGGGAACCUGGAGCGCAUGUUUGACAAGAACUUGACGGAUCUGGUGCGUGGGAUACGUAACAACAAGGAGACUGAGUCGAAAUACAUUUCACAAUGUAUGGAGGAGAUAAAGACAGAGCUGCGUCAAGACAACCUUGCUGUGAAGGCCAAUGCUGUUGCCAAGCUCACUUAUUUACAAAUGCUAGGAUAUGAUAUUAGCUGGGCUGGCUUUAACAUCAUUGAAGUCAUGAGCUCUCCAAAAUUCACCUACAAAAGGAUUGGAUACUUAUCAGCAUCGCAGUGCUUCCAUCAGGAUACAGAGGUCCUUAUGCUGACAACAAAUAUGAUUCGAAAAGAUCUGAAUAGUCAUAACAUGUAUGACUCUGGUACAGCACUCACUGGUCUGGCAUGUUUUAUCAGUGGGGAUCUAGCAAGAGACUUGGCUAAUGAUGUUAUGACACUGCUUACGUCAACAAAGCCCUACUUAAGGAAAAAGGCAGUUCUGCUUCUCUACAAGGUGUUCCUUAAAUUUCCUGAGGCGCUAAGACCAGCUUUUCCAAGACUGAAAGAAAAGCUUGAAGAUCCUGAUCCUGGUGUUCAGUCAGCAGCCGUAAAUGUAAUCUGUGAACUGGCUCGUAAGAAUCCUAAGAACUAUCUCAGUCUUGCGCCUGUAUUUUUUAAGUUGAUGACAUCAUCUACAAACAACUGGAUGCUUAUUAAGAUCAUUAAAUUGUUUGGUGCUCUGACUCCGCUAGAGCCCAGAUUAGGCAAGAAGCUGAUAGAACCUCUCACAAAUCUAAUCCACAGUACUUCAGCUAUGUCCCUUCUGUAUGAGUGCAUCAACACAGUCAUUGCUGUGCUCAUUUCUAUUUCUUCAGGGAUGCCAAACCACAACGCCUCCAUACAGUUGUGUGUGCAAAAACUGAGAAUUCUCAUAGAAGAUUCAGAUCAGAACUUGAAAUACCUGGGUCUACUUGCUAUGUCAAAAAUUCUGAAGACUCAUCCAAAGUCAGUUCAGGCACACAAAGAUCUGGUCCUUCAGUGCCUUGAUGACAAAGAUGAAUCCAUACGGCUCAGGGCUCUUGAUCUUCUUUAUGGCAUGGUGACUAAGAAGACUGUUAUGGAAAUUGUUCGGCGUCUCAUGACUCAUAUGGACAGAGCAGAGGGCACUAUGUAUCGUGAUGAACUUCUUCAAAAGAUUAUACUAAUAUGUUCGCAAAACAACUUCCAGUAUAUUACUAACUUUGAGUGGUAUGUAAGUGUUUUGGUGGAGCUGUGCCGGAUGGAAGGGACACAACACGGUGGUUUAAUUGCCAGUCAGUUGAUGGAUGUUGCUAUUCGAGUUGUUGCUGUUAGAGAAUUUACUGUUGGUCAGAUGGCAUUGUUAUUAGACAACGCUCAUGUAAUUGUUGGUCCUGCUGCAGCAAGGUCAUCUAUAGCAGAGGUGUUAUAUGCAGCUGCCUGGAUCUGUGGAGAGUUUUCUCAAUUGUUGGCAAAUCCAAAAGCUACUCUAGAAUCCAUGGUGAGAGGAAAGGUAGUUUCUCUUCCAGGACAUAUCCAAGCUAUAUAUGUUCACAACAUGCUCAAGCUCUAUGCUCAUAUUAUUGCUACAGCAGAGGAGGAAGAUGAUUCAGAAAUGAUAGAAGAGGUAACAAAUUUGUUGUUGGAGCGUUUGCCAGUGUUUGUGUCAUCUGGAGAUCUUGAGGUGCAGGAACGUGCAUCUUGCAUUGUUCAUAUAGUGACUUAUGUUCAGAAAUGUCACAAGCAUGGAGAUAAAGUAGGAGCAGAUUUGGCCCUUUUGAUGACAGGUGAACUUAAUCCAGUGGCUCCUAAAGCUCAGAAGAAAGUUCCUCUACCAGAUGGACUUGACUUAGAUGCCUGGAUCAAUGAUCCACCUUCAGAGAGUGAAGAAGAGGAGGAUGAUGCACUUGAGAAGGAGAUAUUUGUCAAAGCAGAUUCUUCUUAUAAACAUAGAAAGGAGAAGUAUGAGCCUUCAGAAGAGGAACUCCAGAAGCUUCGAGAUGCCAGGAGGGCAGAACAAGCUAGCAACCCAUACUAUGUGAAAUCAUCAGCACUGUCAUCUCCACGGCCAAAUCAUAACAGCAUACAAGUAGAUGAAAUUCCUGUAACAGCAAUUGACUUAAAUGUUUCCCUUAAGAUACCAGGUAUGACAUCAUUAGACAAGUACCAAGUGGUUGAUGGGUGGCAAGAUGGUGGGAAGAAGCGCCACAAGAAACAGAAGAAGCGAAGUAAAAGGAAGGGACAAGUAUCAUCCAGCAGUGAAGAGGAGAUAAAUCGGAUGCAUGUAGUAAAUACUGACAUUGGAGAAAUGCCUGAAGGGGCUCAUUUGUCCGAUGAUUAUGAAAUAGAUGAUCGGCCUGAAGAUGAUCCUCACAGAGCUCUGGAUAUUAAUCUUGAUGAACCUUUGUCACCGAAUGAAGUUCUUCCUACUAGGACACACUAUGAAGCACAUGCACAAAGAAAAAUAGAGAGUAAUAAUGAAGCAAAAUUGAUACCAUCAGAAAUUCCACUUAAGAUGAAAACAAGGAAUAAGAAAGAAAGAAAAGAAAAAAAAGAGAAAACUAAAAAAGUAAAGAAAGAAGAGAAAAAGGUUAAAAAGAAGCCAAGCAGAGAUGCAAACCUCAUUUUAGAUUUGAUUGAUCCACUCAAGGAAACAGUCAUAAGUGAUAAAGUUCCUGUUGCAGCUAACCAUAUAAAUGGCAUUGCUGAUGCUAAAAAUAAAGAAAAGACUUCAGAUGACUUGGACUUCUGGUUAUCUAAAGAGUUAUCACAGACACCUGAAUCUUGUAUGGAUGGAACAACAAAGACAGCUUCACCAUCUACACCUUCAUCAAGCAAAGAUGAUAGUAAAUCAAAGAAAACUAAAACGAAAAAAGAGAAGAAAGCCAAGAAAGAAAAGGACAGAGAUAAACCAGAAAAAAAACUGAAGAAAAAUGAAAAAGAAAUAGAUACAUUAAGCCGUAAUAGAGAUGAAUAUGAAGAGACUAAUGGAACUGUCACUCAAGAGGUGGAAGAGAAACUAGCAGUACCUGAGCCUCAACCUUACAGCAGAUUACUGGCUGAGGAUUCUCAUAUAAGAAUAGUUUACUCUACUGCAGCCAUGGAUGGUGUAAUGAGUGAAAUAUUGGUGUGCAUAAAAUUCAUCAGUCAAUCUUCUAAGCCUAUUAGCAAGCUACAGCUAAUACUACCUGAUUCUAGUGCCCUUAAGAUGAUACGAACAGAUCCACAAUCAGAAUUGGUUAAUCUUCCUUGGAGUUUAGAUCCAGGAGAAUCCAAGGAGACCCAGUUAUCUUUUACUGCUGAAGAUGUCACCAUUCCACACAAGCUCAGGGGUUCUCUCUCAUAUAUUCAGGAUGGCAGCAGCAGUAGUAGUGAUAUAUCUUUGCGCCUUGAAUUUCCUGUCACAACGUUUCUCUCUGGCAAGACAGCAAGUCGAGCAACUUUUACAGAUUUGUUAAGUUCUGGUCAGCUUUCUGCAAGGUCUUCCUUCACACUGCCAAAUUGCCCAUGGUCUUUCCCAGAGGUAUUGGAGGAAUUGACACUAGGAGGAAGUUUAGCAGUAGUGGAAUGUGUUGAUCAAACUGCUUCCUUGUAUGGGCGCUCCCUCCAUGGUCACCAUGUUUGUCUACUAGUCAAGUACCAGGCAUCACAUCACUUGACAAUAGAUGGCAAGAGCACAGAGGGAAUACUUUUGUCCAAUGCUCUGGAUCACUUAAAAACUACACUAAUGCAAAAACAGUAGCUGUAACAUAGGAUCUUCCUGUUUGCAAGUUGGGAAGAUGGCACUGUGCUCCUAAGUAAGGUCUUCAUCAGUUGUCUAUGCUAUACACUGUAAAUAUAAAUUUCUAUAAAUUAUAAAGUACUGUAUCAGGAAAAAUUAGUUUAGUUAGUUUAAUUUUUCUCACCUGUCCAAAAUUUUGGGAAGCUUUUUUGUUAAUAAGACUAUAAUAAAUACCGUUUUCUUUUAAUAGAAUAAGUACUGCGUAUAGAAGUCAGACGUGGAAUUUGCUGACCUAUUUUCGAAUUUUGUGGAACAAUAUUAGCUGUUGAAAUUCUGUAUGACUUUGAGACUUGCAUCAUUAUUUAUGGAAACAGAUUAAGUUAUAUAAAUUCAUAAUUUCAAAGUUACUGUAACUUGUUUUAUCAUAAAAUUUUGUAUUAAUAUGUUUUUUUGACAAUAAAAAUUGUAUCCCUAUAUAAUUUUUUGAAUGAAUACAUCUUAUUUAUGAUAAAUGUUUUUAAAAACUAUAUACAGUGGAACCUCAAAUAUCGAACUUUCUUUGGUCCAGAAGGCUAUUCGAGUGCCUUUACCAAAUGAAUUUAUUCCCAUGAGGAAUAAUGUAAAUUAGGUUAGUCUAUUUCAGACCCUCAAAAAUACACUUAUAAAAGCACUUACAAAAAUACAGUGGACCCCCGCAUAACGAUUACCUCCGAAUGCGACCAAUUAUGUAAGUGUAUUUAUGUAAGUGCGUUUGUACGUGUAUGUUUGGGGGUCUGAAAUGGACUAAUCUACUUCACAAUAUUUCUUAUGGGAACAAAUUCGGUCAGUACUGGCACCUGAACAUACUUCUGGAGUGAAAAAAUAUCGUUAACCGGGGGUCCACUGUACACUUACAUAAUUGGUUGUGUUGGAAGCAGUUCGAUUUUUGAGGUUCCACUGUACCUGUAUAUACAUUGGAAGAAUCUCAUCCGAGUCUUGUGUGUACUAAAAUAAAAGAAUUUUGCUCUUUUUCCACUUAACUGAUUCAGUUAAUUUUUGCAGGUUUCCAAGUCUUAUUUGAUCAGAAAUUACACUAUAUAUUUAACUAUAAUUAAUCUCGUCUCUCUCCUUCAUUUACUUGCAAGUGAAAAUUAAUCUUUUUAUAAAUAGUAGUGAGGUGUAUUGUGUAUUCUUUCGCACCCCCUUUUCAUGCUCCCUUUCCCAGUGUUUAUGAGCCAUUUCUAUGAAAAUGCUGUUCUUGCAGUAAGUUUUAAGUGAAUCAACUUAAAAGCAUAAUUCUCAUUUUAUACAUAAUUUCAGCAGUAUGCAGUUGAAAUAAUCAAUAUUUUAUUACUUUACCACUGUAAAUAAAAAGUAUGAAAGAUACUUGGGAAAAGUAAAAGAUACUUGGGAAAAGUAAGAGUAUAAAAAGAUGGUUAAAACCUGAUGGUUUGGAUACUGUAUGUGGCUUUGCGAGUAUUAUCAAAUAGUACGUACACAUCUUACAUUACCGAUACUGCGUAUUGCUAAACUGCUUUACUUCAUUAGAAAAUAACUUUCCAAUGUAUGCAGUGUGUGUGUGUGUGUGUGUGUGUGUAAUAUCUCAAAUAUUAUUGCAACUGUUUAUUUUAAGGAAUUGGCCUGGCUAACUGUGGAAGGAAAUAAAAAUGGUAUUGGUUUUAGAAGAGUCUCACCAGUGCCUUGCAUGGGCUUAUUUUGGGCCACAGGCAGCCUUCCUUGUGCUGACCUGAUUCUGUUUAGACAUUCUCCUCAUACCUAACUAUGAGGCAUUAUCCAUUUUACUUUCUCUGUAUCUAGGUGAUAUAAUAUUCCGCUUACAAUUAUAGUGAAACUAACCUUUUGUCCAGCAUGUUAGACAGGGUUUCAAGAGGACUGAAUAGCUAGUUAUUUUUUAUUACAAGGAAUUAGAUAUAAUUGUGUGCUUUCAUUUUUUAUGUAUUAUGAAAUUAAUGAAAGCUUAAUGUAUAUAAAAUCCAAGUUUAAAUUUUGACAGUUUGAAUAGUAAUUGAUUUGGUUAAAUCAUCUGUAUCACUUCUCUUAAAUUGUUUCAUGCAGUAAUGCAAGUGAUAACGUAGGUGAAAGGGAGGACAUCUGAAUGAAACCCAGAGCCAAUUCACUCCAGUGCCUGCUUGCAUCAAGCCUCAAAACUUUGAACAUUGUAGUUAAUCAGGUAAAGGCGCAAUUUUCUUUUUAAUUAAAAUAUUAAUAGAAAAGUGUAAUUCCCAUGAAUCUUCCCAACUUCCUCAAUGUAGGUGGUGUUGCUAGGAAAUAAAGAUCUGAUUUGAAAAGAGCUGAUUCCUAGGUUAGUUAAUUUAUUGUUUUUUUUAUUAUGAAUGAAAAAUAUCUUGGAUUUAAUGAUUAAACAUGACCUAAGUAUUUACAUAUUUUUUUAAAUAGAUAAUACUGCUAAGAAUGCUGUGAGUUGCAAAAUUUAUAAUAUUUACUGACUGAUUUUGGAUGAAUUAAUCAGUAUUUACUUCCAAUGAUACCCCUCUUAUUUUUACAUAUCUAACUUGUGGUGUUAAAUUACAUAUAUUUUUAUAUGCUUUGCAAUUCCUGGUUAUGGCGACUUCAAGGGAUGUGCUUUGAUGCUGGUAAAGGGCUCUUAAUUCAAGGAAUUGGAGCUAUCUUCCUGAUAACCCCACCCUUCUUAAUUCCCAGAUGUUGCAUGACCCUUAAGGGUUUAACAUUUGCACACAAAUAUAAUAAUCCAGUAAUCUUAUUGCUGGUGACUUAAGUGUUGUCAGAUAUACUCAGGCUUUUCCAGUGAGUACUUAAGAGACUGUAGUUUAUGUAAAGGGUCUCAUAAAAAUAACUAAAGCUUUUUUUUUAUUAAUUCAUUAGAUUUUAGUACAUUAGAGUAAAUAUCCCAUGAAGAAAUUGAAAUUUGAAGUUAUGUGUUUUAUAAUGUGUGCAAAAGUGAGCAAGUAUGGAGACAAGUUAUAAACUGUGGUUCAGGUAGUACCAUGACUGUAAGAACUUGCAACAGCUUCUCAAAUUAUAGUCUAAAAUUUGAUGACAUUUCUUUUUUCCCUUUAAUAACAAAAUCCCAUUCAUGGUAAAGGAAUUGUGUGUUUUAUCAAUACGUUGGGCCACACUGGCUGUGGCUACCCAUGCUGUGUUAGCCAGGGAUUGGUAACUAAGCAAAUGCAUUUUCCAUGUUCUUACCAUGCGUGGCGACCUGCAUGUAAUCUGUUUCUGCUUCCUUGAGUUUUUUUUUUUUUAAUGGUUAGAAGUAAAAUGGGAGGUUGAGUUAUGAUGCUACUGUAUUAGUUAAGGACUUACUUUGCUGUGCUUGGUGAUGGGUAGUGGGAUGGAGAACUGAAGUCGUGUUGUCAAUAAAUCAAUGUACUUCCUCUUGUAGAUUGGGUUUAUUGGUUUUUUUAAAGAUACAUUAACAAUAAAUAUUGUACUUUUGAGAUGCAUGAAGCUGGCAACCAGGUUUGCAGGAUCUGACUGGAGUAAUGUACCUGCUGAACCUCAUUUGUUUAACCUAUAUCCCCUCAUCUUUUUACCCCAAAAAGCUUCGAUGCUGGUGAAGAGUUCAUCAAUGUUCCUUCUGUGCGAAUGCUCAGCAUUGUCAAGUGUCACGCACUUGACAAUGCAGUGAUGUCAGCUUUAGUAGUUGAUAACUUGUUUAUAUAUAUGUUGAUUGUUUAAUUAAAUCAUGCUGCCUAUUCAUUUACUGUAUACUUUUACAUACUUAUAUGCUAUGGUAACAGUCAUUGUUACUACAAGUAACACACAGGUGUACAUGGCUUACAUAUUUGUGCAAGGUAUUUAAGCUACAUUUCCUUUGGAUCAAAUUCAAUUAUCUGGUCUAGUCACAGGUGGUGCUGCAAGGGUAACAAGAGCCUUCAAACUGGUUUCAGGCAUGCACCUUUUGAUUUCCCAGACACUGUAUGAUCCUUAUCAAUUUAUGGCUUCCUUUGAAUGUUAAUAAGGUCUAGAACCCCAUAGAUCCUAAAUUAAGACAGCACAUUAUCAGAUGCAUAAAUCUCAUGGCACAUUCCUGAAACAACCAUCAAACACUAUUAUGCUAAAGACCUAGUUGAACUUGCUUACUCCAGUCAGCUGCAACCUGACCUCCCUCUAGGCAUUUUUGUUUCCUUUGCCCCUUCUCAGGUCCUUUAGAUCCUACAGUCUAGACUUCAAACACAUCUCUGCCACUGCCAGUGAAUCCUGAUGUUAUUGAUCAUUUGCUUAUGUCCCAUCCAUGAUGCAGGUGCUGAAGUUCUUAGCGAAAAGAAUCUGGCUUACUUGCUGUGACUUACCCCUGUAGCAGAUGAGUUUAUCAUCUAACCUCUACCCACUAACAGCACCUCUUUGCCAAACAAUGCUGGGUGAUCCAUACAGGUUUAUCACUCGUUUUGAAUGAGAUAAUAAUUCUCGUCUUGACUGUUUUUAAGAUGUAAAUAGUAGGAUUGUUAAGUUUCUGACAAUCCUUACUUUAUCAGCUCACAUGGAGGGAUGAUUCCCCAAAUAGCUGUGGGAUUUACUAGGGUGCCCUUAUAGACCAACUUUUGAUUGCUCAGAUCCUCUUGAGCACAUAUUGUCUAUCACUCCUUAAAUGCUCUGCUACACUUUUAAAGUCCUGUCUGUGUUGUAGAUUCACUCUUGACUAUUAAAUUAUGACAGGCUUAAAACAGACUGACUUUUCGUUGUAUUUUUAUGUUUGUCCUAUACACAACCACUUCCGCCGCCUCUUCUUCGUCCUCACCGCUACCUCUGCCUCCAUCUUUUUUUGUUAGUUACAUCUUUUUUUAGCAUACAGAAAUUGGAAAUGGAACUGCAAGGAUCAGUCAAGUCUCGUAUCUUUUUAUGAUUUGAAUACAGUCCAGAUUGGACCAAAAUGUCAUGAAAUUUUUGUUUAUAAUUUGUGGGCUUAUGACAGUCAUUAUCUUAGUGUUGUACUGUCUCUCUAUAUUUGAAAAAAUGGCCCCUUAAUUUUUUUGGUAUGUACUAUAAUAUGAAUUAGAGGGUACAUUAUACAGAAAUGGUUAUAUGCUGUUUACAAAUUGUAAGCACUAUCUUAGGGAUUAAAGUAUCCUUGAUAUUGCCUAAGUUGAUUGUAGUCUUUAUGAUACCUUAAUUACCACCUUGUAGUCAAUAGGCACUAAAGCUAACUAAACUACUUACAGCUCAGGUUAUUUUGGAUUAUAGCAAAAAUGUAGUACAGCUCAAAGACUUUAAAGAGGCUUUUAAGAUGUGAAGGGCUUCUAUUUGCACUCUUUGUUUUCCACUAUUAAAUUUGCACUUGGGCAUUUCUGUAAUACUGGAUAACUCAAGUUUGAUUGUAAGACUAAAUUUCACCCUUGCAUUUGAUAUUUUUUGUGGUUUAUAUAUAUAUACAUAUUUGUUGCUUUUACUCGUUUAUCUCUGGUUUGCUUUCUGUGUGUAUCAAGUGUCCCUAGAUAACUGCCAGUGUCUUGGAAGGUAACUACUUCAGUUGUGAUUGGUUCAGUCCCACCUUCCCAUUAGCUAGGUAAGGACUCGUAGCAAAAUUAAUUUUAUUGUCAGAUAUCCUUAUGAGCUAGUUUUCUGCAUUUUUUGUAUACAACUAUUUUAAGUUCUAAAAAUGUAAACAGUUUUAAUGUUGAAGUUGCUAACUUUAAGUUUUCAUUUUAUUUUGGAAGUUCAACUUAGCUUUUUUUUUUUUUAAUAAGCUCAUUAAAAAUGCUUUUGCUUUUUCUACUUUAUGUAAGUUGGCCAUGUUAAUUCUGUAAAAUUUUGUGGUGCACAUAAAUCUUAAAUUAGCAUCCUUACCCAGGUAAUUCAUCAAUAUUUUUUGGAGGACUUGUAUGUGUAAUUCUAUUUGUCCUUUCUACAACUAUUUCCUCCUUACCUAUAGAUCAUGUGAAAAUGCAUGUUAUACCUAAAAAAUCUGGUAGUCCCAUAUAUGUGACUCAUUAUCUUAUGGCUUUUGCAAGUAAAACAACCAUGAAACUUAAUUCUCAAUUAGAAAUGAUUUAAAAAUAAGUUUUUGAUAAUUGUAUUGAUCUGAUUUGUAUAUUGAUAAGAAACAACUGUAAACCAUGGACUAAUAUUCUCUUAGACAGGACACUUGAGGGUUGUAGCUGUAAUAUGCUUGUGCUGUGAAUAAUUAAAAUGUUAUUUUGAAGCCCUAAAACGUAUGAGAUUCUAAAUCUGAAAAAUAAUUUGACUUAGGAUUCUGCAUUACAGUACCAUCCUUUUUUCUUUUAAAUCAAUUAUUAUAUAAUUGCUAUAGUUGAAGUAUACUUUGUUCCUUAAAAAAAUUAUGAAUUUUCUUUAUUCCUAAGUAAUUCAAAAUAUACAUAUGGGAAUAGUAAUACUUAUGUUGUAAAUAGAGUAUAAAAAAUAUUCAUUAAUAUCUGAAUAUAUUUAUACUUUAUUUAGCAAUGUAUGAUAAACAUGAAAAGUAAAGUUGAUCAGUUGAUAAACUGCAUUUUGAUAACAUGUUGCUACCUAAUUAUGGUUCAGACUUGAACUUGUCAGAUUUUUCUAACUGUUGUCAUAUUUUUAUUAGUAAUUAUUAUAGUAAAUGUUAAAGCUCAUUUCUGCAUUUUGCAUAACUGCAUAGCAUAAAUGAAACAUUCUUAACACACAUGAAUUUACAUACAGAAAAUAAGAUAAUUAUUUAAAGCAAGCUUGGCAGGAACUGAGAAUUUAUUACCAUUAUUAUUACAUUUGUAUCAUAGCUUUAUUUUUCCCAUUAUAGAGACAGUAAAAGCAGUAUGCUUUCCAGUUGAGCAUAAUCAGUUUGCAUCAAAUUACAACCAGCCUUCUGGAAGUGCUGGGACAUUUCUGAUUUUUUCAUUGGUUUGUGGUAGUGUGAUUUAUAAAUUUUCACAAGACAGUACAGGACAGGUAGUAAAAUUCUAGAUUUAUAAAAAUCAUACUUCAUUAUCAAUAUUGACUUAAAAUGAGUCCAUCAAAUAUGUUUUUGGCAAAUAGCAUGAACAAGCACAUGUGGGUAUUUACAUGAAGUAAACAUUUUACAGCUAACUUAAAAAUUGGAAGUGAAACGGGUAACAUUUCAGUUUAUCAUAGACCUAAAUGUUAUCCGAUAUCAUCUCCAGUUUGUGAAAUAGGUGCGAAUUGUUCCAGCCAUAGUAUUGUGAUUUACAUCAAGCAAGUGUUCACACUAGUUGCAGCUCAUCAUAGUACAAUUUAUGCUGCAGAAAAGCCAAUGAUAAUGAUCUAGUGUGUAAUUUUGCAUUUUAUAAAAAUCACAAAAUGUUAUGUACAGAUUAAUAUGUUAUCUAAACUAUUCAUUAAAUAUUAAGUGAAUAGUUAGAUAACUUUUUAAAAGUAAUUUGGUUUGAGUUGCAGAAAGCUUAGUGUGUGUGCCAUAUAUUUAGCCAAAUUUAAUUAAUUUAUUAUAUAUCAUACAUAGAAAAUACAGUGUUAUAAUUUGAAAAUAAAUAAUCUUGACUUUUAACCCUUUCACUGCCACAAUGCCCAAAAUCAAAAGUGUUGACAGUGGCCAUUCAACUAUUAGUCUGCCCUAAAUGCACCAGCAUGAUAAUGGCUUUGUUUGUACUUAGCAAACCAAAAUUGUAAUUACACAUUCUAACCUUUACAAAGAAAUAAAUCUUUAUCAGAAUUACCCUAUAAAGCACUCAGAAGUCAGUAACUUGGCCCACUUAACACAAAAUUUAGUAAAUUCUGAUACCAAAAUAAACACAGCAUUCCAGUUACCAAUGCAACCUUUCCUUUGUUCAUUAGUCACAUUCCCAGGUCUCUCCUAUAUAACAGUUGCCCUCCAUUAUCACAAAAAAAUCGAAGGUUACCCAAUUUCUCAGGUACUAAAAUAUAACCAAAAAAUCAAGCAGACCUAGUAAAAACCAGUAAAACAGACUGGGGAGGGUCAACCCUUCCUCAGGAUACUCAUCAGAAAUCUAACAUUUCUGCCACUUUGAGGCUUAUUUCAUAGUACUUCCUGUCUGAAACUGGCCAUAAUCAUUUCUAUUUCACUGGUAUUUCUUCUAGUAUAUCAAAAGACACCAAGACACAGCAUAUUAAACCAUGAAAAAAAUACCCUAGAAAACGCCUCACUUACUACAUGUUUUUUAUUAUUAACACACUGGCCAAUUCCCACCAAGGCAGGGUGGCCCGAAAAAGAAAAACUUUCACCAUCAUUCACUCCAUCACUGUCUUGCGAGAAGGGUGCUUUACACUACAGUUAUUAAACUGCAACAUUAACACCCCUCCUUCAGAGUGCAGGCACUGUACUUCCCAUCUCCAGGACUCAAGUCUGGCCUGCCGAUUUCUCUGAAUCCCUUCAUAAAUGUUACUUUGCUCACACUCCAACAGCAUAUCAAGUAUUAAAAACCAUUUGUCUCCAUUCACUCCUAUCAAACACGCUCACGGAUGACCUCUGGAAGUCCAAGCCCCUCGCACACAAAACCUCCUUUACCCCCUCCCUCCAACCUUUCCUAGGCCGACCCCUCCCCCGCCUUCCUUCCACUACGGACUGAUACACUCUUGAAGUCAUUCUGUUUCGCUCUAUUCUCUCUAUAUGUCCGAACCACCUCAACAACCCUUCCUCAGCCCUCUGGACAACAGUUUUGGCAGUCCCGCACCUCCUCCUAACUUCCAAACUACGAAUUCUCUGCGUUAUAUUCACACCACACAUUGCCCUCAGACAUGACAUCUCCACUGCCUCCAGCCUUCUCCUCGCUGCAACAUUCAUCACCCAUGCUUCACACCCAUACAGGAGCAUUGGUAAAACUAUAGUCUCAUAAUUCCCCUCUUUGCUUCCAAGGACAAAGUUCUUUGUCUCCACAGACUCCUAAGUGCACCGCUCACCCUUUUCCCCUCAUCAAUUCUAUGAUUCACCUCAUCUUUCAUAGACCUAUCUGCUGACAUGUCCACUCCCAAAUAUCUGAAUACAUUCAUCUCCUCCAUACUCUCUCCCUCCAUGUAUUUUAAUUAAAUCGAACACAGAUCAGAGGUUUGUUUUUUUUCUCACACACUGCGUGGGGAAAAAGAUUUUUUUAUAUACUGUGCACAUCCAUUUCACAGACCCAUUCUCAUGUCUAAGCCAAAGGUUACCUCUCGCAGCAUGUUUGAGAAUGCUGUGCUUAAAAUGUAGAUAUGUUUGAGCAACACUCAGCAUCAAAAAUGGAGCUCAACAUGGGAGACAGUGAAAGGGUUAAGCAAGAGAAUAAUUGGUAGUAAAGGUAUUAAUUGCAGUCAAGUCCAUUUCUGGUACAGCAAUUUACCUGUAGGUGGGCUUUGCUUAAAAAAGCCUACCCCUGGGUGAAACAUGGUAUCAAUAAAGGACUUCACUAAAGUUAAUAUGUUUACAUUACCACUUGUCAGCAUUGUGCCUAGUUUUCAACAGUAUAUUUACUUAUGUUUAAAUGUGUUGACAACUAAUCUUGUUUCUGCCUUAAGGAUUAAAUAAUGUCCUGGUUUUUAAUUCAAGAUGGCACUUAAGUAGUUAAUGGAUGAAGUUGCAGUAAUUUAUCUAUUGAGUUUAUAAGCUUUUUUGGAUGGUAAUCAACAAAUUAACAUGGCUAAUGCUGCCACUUUAAUCUAUAUAAUAUUUAAAAUAUAGUAUAUGUAUGCCUGUAAACUCAUCACCCUGAAAAUGGCAUGAGUAAAAUGCUGUUAGAAGGAAGAGAAAAAUCUCAAUUCUUAGGGUCUGCAGCAUUUAGACUGGUGUUUGGCACCACUAUACUUUGUUACCUAAUUGGACACAAGAGCAGCUAAUGAGACAUAUUAGGACUCACUCAACAGGAGUUUUAUCAAGCUUCUGGUGAACUAAACAUAGCUAUUAUAAAUGUCUCGCUAAUUGCUCAUGGCAGUUUGCCCAAAAUAUUGGCAUUAAUUUUACCAAUAAUUAUACACUACUUUCAUACAUCUUUUUAUCCAUCCACUGACAAACUUCUUUCCAAAAAUUCUUCAGCAUUUGCAAAUUUCUUUUUCUCAUCUGUAAUGUGAUUCACCUCAUUCUUAAAUUCAUCAGUUAUCCUCUUCCUAGUAUAAAUACAUUCACUUAAUGCUUCCAGUAUCAUUCUCUGACUUGUUUUGUUUACUCUGAUUUUCUUUAUUUAUACACACCCCCAUACAUUUUCCCUGUACUUUUUUUUUAGCUCCUCAUUGGCCACACCUUUUUAGCAUGCAUUUUCUAUAAACGGUACAGUAAUAAUCUUCAUAGCUUUUCACCUAAAGCAUACCUUAUGCAUUUCUAACACUUGACAACCUGAUACUAGAUUCACCUCAUACAACUUUUCAAAAUAUAUGCAACAGAUGGUUCUCUUCCUUGAACUAAGUACUGCUUACCUGUGUGCUUUAAUACAAACACUAAUUUACAUACCAUACCAACUUAGCUUUCUUAAUUGACUAUUUUUUUUCUUAUAAUUUAUUUUUCCAGUCACUCGCCAAUUACAAUUCUGCCAUUAUACUUCAUUUGGUACUCAAACUUAUUCCUGUAUAAUUCUUACUCUUUGUUCCUUUUCCCUCUGUACAAAUAAAUAAACAUAUGAUAAAU
This is a messenger RNA of Cherax quadricarinatus, 14361 nucleotides long. Lineage: Eukaryota; Metazoa; Arthropoda; Malacostraca; Decapoda; Parastacidae. The record is from RefSeq and is a predicted model, not a curated record.